Molecule: messenger RNA, 1264 nt
Organism: Tyto alba (common barn owl)
Lineage: Eukaryota; Metazoa; Chordata; Aves; Strigiformes; Tytonidae
Gene: LSMEM1
Product: leucine rich single-pass membrane protein 1
Exons: 4
Coding region: 261-911 (216 amino acids)
Source: RefSeq, a predicted model, not a curated record
GGCAGUGUUUGUCACACAAGUGGAAAAGAAACUUCUGAUCCUUGAACUAGAUGAAGCUGCCUCCCUGUGUCUGCCCAGCCUAAGACUAUGACCCCUUGAAGCUAAACCCUUCCCCCAAGCCUGCUGGUCUCUCUCCCAGUGUCUGGGAGCUGACCUUUGGCAUGCUUUGCUAUGUGUAAAGCAGCACUUUUAAUAGCUUCCUGUCCUGCCAGUAUUCUGUAAAAUUGCUUUCUACAGCAUCUCCUGGCAGAUGGCCAGGCAUGUGGUUGCCCUUUCCCCCCUUCCAUGGUAGUUGCCAACCACAGAGGCCAAGAUGUUUUGCUGCCCUGCAGAAGGCUGAUGGAUUUACAGACCUUUUCAGGCUUAGAACUGGAGAACCCUGGGCCCUUCUCUUACAUUUAGGGUGGUGUCCGGAAUCUUACAGGAAUAAAGAUACAAUGGAGAGGCCUUCCCUGGAAAUUAACCUGCCUGAUACUCAUGAAGAAGGAAAACUUUAUGUAGUUGAUUCCUUAAACAACCUAAACAAACUAAACAUUUGUCCAGAUGGAUCUCAACAUGUGCUGGAUGAGGAAGAGAACACUGGUGGUACUGGAGAAAACAUGGAAGGGAGCAACAUAAGAAACCAAUGUUUGUUCUUCGUCACCUUUAUUCUUACUCUGAUCGUCAGUUUGGCACUUGUUUCAUUCGUAAUAUUCUUAAUAAUUCAAACUAGAAACAAGAUGGACCAAAUAUCAAGCAGACUAAUAUCUGAAAAGAAGAACAUAGAAGAGCUUAAGAAAAUGAACAAUAUGAUAUUAAAGCAUCUAAAUCAAUCAGGAAUUAAGGAGAAGGGGAGAUACCUCUUCACACAGUCUCCUGAUCUUCAUGAUUACCUCUUCACCCAUGCUGAGCUGAAAGUCGCUGGAGAAUAGGUCUUCUUUGGAAUUAAAUUUAGUGUAUUAAUGUACCCAGGUAUUUUCACAUAUGGCACACACUUAAACAUUCAGAUAUGGUCCCAGGAGCACCGCAAAAGCCAUCUGAAUGAAAAGCACUAGAAAAUAAUAUUUUAUCCUGUUUUAUGUAAUACAGAUUUUGAAAAUUAAGUCCAUAUGAUUUACAAUAAACAACGGAUUGUCAACAAUUCUGGGCAAGAGUUCCAAAUUCUCUGUGCAUUGUAAAUUGGAGGGCUAAGGGCUCCGUUUUACUUUAAAUGUAAGUGAAUGAUCACAGAAAAUAGUGAUUUCUAUUCACAUGAUUCCAGCAUGACCUUGUUCAGUUAGCCAUU